This is a messenger RNA of Talaromyces atroroseus, 2499 nucleotides long. RefSeq lists its product as hypothetical. The transcript is spliced from 5 exons. Gene Ontology annotation, molecular function: cysteine-type endopeptidase activity; cysteine-type deubiquitinase activity. The coding region runs from base 1 to 2499 and encodes 832 amino acids. Gene Ontology annotation, cellular component: cytosol; nucleus. NCBI's taxonomy places the organism in Eukaryota, Fungi, Ascomycota, Eurotiomycetes, Eurotiales, Trichocomaceae. The record is from RefSeq and is a predicted model, not a curated record. Gene Ontology annotation, biological process: protein deubiquitination.
AUGCGCUCUCCUCCGGCGUACAUGAACUACCAUCCUCCACCCGUCAACGGUCACGUUCCUCCCGUCUACGCACAGCAUUAUCCACCACCAUGGUACAAUGGCUAUCCGCAAAUGCACCCACCACCUCCUGGUGGUCCUAUGCCACCAGGCCCUCCUCCUCCUCGCCCUUAUCAACCUUCAUACGCUCAUGCUCCGCUGAUAGUCUCAUCCUACCCACACACGCAGCCGAUCCCGGCACCUAUGCAUGUCUCGUCAAGUGGAUUUCCCCGGCCACCAUCGACAGCAUCAACACCGAUUCAGUCUACAAUGUCUCCUCCACCCCCCGCUAUCCCAGCCCAUAUCUCUAUUGAUGGCCAGGAACCACCGACACUAAAUGGCGUGGUCUCAUCUCCGCCCAUCGCAGAAAUACAAAAAAGUAGUCUACACGCACCUCUGCCCUUCCGUGCACCGCUUCCUUGGCUCUCUGUACCGGAUGAGCCCUUUCCCAUUCGUGCUCCACAUCGGCGUCGUAGUGGGCGCUCCUUACAGACCUCGGCUAUUUCUGUUGAAUUUCCUGCAAAGGAGACUCAAAAGAUAGAUAUAUCUCAAACAGAUGAGAUACCGACAACUGUGCAAAGUGAAUAUAUCGACACAUCAGGCCCUGGCCUCUCCGAGCCACAGACGCCCACGACGUCGCAGGCACCAUCGGAGUCCGACUCGACCCAUCCCACCACACCUUCAUCUACUGCUCCGGCUUCCCGUUCUCGUACUCAAGCUCAGACUCCCAAGCAGGCUGUACCAGUGGUUCCAGUGGUCCCUAUAGUCCCUGCAGCGCCUACCACACCAAAGCAAUCUACUACCCCUCAAACCGCGGGAGAGGGCCAGGCGACUGAUGUAAAGAGCGAAGCCGAAGAUGUGGGAACACCUUGUCAUAGUUCCGCAAACACCACUCCUGCAGCCCCAAAGUCAUGGGCUGAUUUGGUACGUUCCAAAGCCGCAUCUCGCGGUGCUAGCAUUGCUCCGAACACGACAGUCGAGACAGGAAAUCUGCAGACUCGUCGAAAUGAGUCACUUGGUGACGUUUUGACGGGCCUUGGAUCUGACGUCGAUCAAUAUGGCGAAAAGAUUGCAUUUUUAGAACCAAGGGGCCUUGUCAACACAGGAAACAUGUGUUACAUGAACUCGGUGCUCCAAAUCUUGACAUUUUGCGUACCAUUCUACCAGUUUCUGGACCACAUAGGCCGUCGCGCAGUUCAUAGUUUCAAGAGCGACGUGCCGUUGAUUGAUGCAACGAUCAUGUUCAUGAGGGAAUUCAGAGUAAUCGACGCGGCUCGGUCAGAAGACCAACUUCGCAUGCGACUCAAACAUAAGGAACUAGAAGAAUACGGAGAAGCAUUCAUACCGGAAUUUGUGUAUGAAAUCAUUCGCCAGCUCCCACGCUUUCGUGACAUGAGGCGCGGUCAUCAACAGGAUGCCCAGGAAUUUCUGGGUUUCUUCCUGGAGGAACUUCACGAAGAAUGUGCUCACGCUUUGCAAAGUGGCACUGCCCAAGCGUCAGCAGAGACCUUAUCUUCAGAAGCUGAUGGAUGGCUUGAGGUCGGCCAUAAGCAGAAGGCCGCUAUUACUCGAUCAUCGGGCGAUGUUGAGUUUGAAUCGCCCAUCACUAAAAUAUUUGGAGGAAAGAUUCGUUCGGAAUUCAAAGUUCCUGGGAACAAAAAUUCAGUGACGUUGGAACCUUAUCAACCUCUACAGCUAGACAUUGGAUCUCCUGAAGUCAACAACAUCAUUGACGCUUUGAGAGGUCUUACCAAACCCGAAACUAUCCAUGGCGAUUUCAGCUCUCCCAGAGGUCCCAAAGUUGCUGCCACAAAACAGGUUUUCAUUGAAACAUUGCCUCCUGUGCUUAUUCUUCACUUGAAACGUUUCCAGUACGAUAGCGUCACCAGGGGCACGCAGAAGAUCUGGAAGAAGGUCGGAUAUCCGCUGGAUCUGGAAAUACCUCGCGAGGUUUUCCCACCCCAUCGACGUAAUGCGAUGGCAAUUCACGGCGGACUUCCGCACUACCGACUUGUUGGUGUCAUCUACCACCAUGGAAAAAAUGCCAGCGGCGGGCAUUACACAGUGGAUGUAAGACGCCAAGAUGGCCGCGAAUGGAUUCGGAUGGACGACACUGUCAUUCGUCGUGUACGCAGUGAGGAUGUUGCAGAAGCAGGAAGCGAGGAAGAUCCAAAAGUUCUCGCGGCGGCUUUGGAGCAGCACAAACGCGACAACAAUCCGAAUAUAUACGAACAGAUUGAUCAAGAUAAUCAACUUGAUGAUGAGAGAGGAUGGAGUCAAGUCAACGGGUCCGGAACAGGUGGGCAUUCAAGCAAGAAAUCUAGCAGCGCUGUCGCAAAUGGCGUAUCGUCACCUGCAACCUCAUCGAAUUCUCCCGGCAGCAGGACGCCCAUUGGGAGAUACGGGACUCGCGACAAUAAAGUAGCAUAUCUACUCUUCUACCAACGUGUUUCUUCGCCCUGA